UAAGCCCUUCUCGACUAAUAGGCCAGCUCUACUAAAGAGCUGGAUAGCAACUGUUGAGUUGAGAAGAGGUAGAAAGCGUGGAAGCAGAACAACCAUACCCAAUACCACCACAGGGUUGCAUUCUAUUGUUUCUCCACUACUUCGAUAAAUCCAACCCUAACUUUAUGCAAAUUUCAUUCUCCAUCUUUUCAGAAAUGUCACACAUUGCUUUAACUGCAUCACCCACCGUAGUCGCUUUUCACCGUGGAGCGAAACAAUGGAGCACGCUGUUUCCGAGUAGCUGGAGAAGCAGGGGAAUCAAUCCAUCUUCAUUUCCAAAUUCCACCAGAAAACGGUUACCGUUGCGGUUUUUUGCUUCUGGAAAAAAUGGCAUCAAUGGAGGUGUUGUGGAUGAGAUAUCUGAAACAGUAAAGGCGCACACGGAUUUCGUUUGGCCUGAUAACAAGAAGCCUAGAGUGUGUAUUUUAGGUGGUGGAUUCGGUGGUUUAUAUACUGCUUUAAGGUUGGAAUCACUCCAGUGGCCCGAAGACAAAAAGCCACAUAUUGCUCUUGUCGACCAAUCUGAACGAUUUGUUUUCAAGCCACUGCUGUACGAGCUUCUAUCUGGUGAAGUGGAUGAAUGGGAAAUAGCUCCUCGCUUCUCCGAUUUGCUGGCAAACACUGGUGUGCAGUUUUUGAAAGAUAAAGUAAAAGUCUUGAAGCCCUCUGAUCAUUUGGGGGUGAAUGGAUCCAAUGCAUCUACUCGUGGAGGAACUGUUCAUCUUGAAAGUGGCCUUCAUAUCGAAUAUGACUGGCUGGUUCUUGCAUUAGGAGCUGAAGCUAAGCUGGAAGUUGUACCAGGAGCAGUAGAAUUUGCAAUUCCUUUCUCAACUCUGGAGGAUGCACGUAAAGUUAACAAUAGAUUAACAAUAUUAGAGAGAAAGACCUUUGGUAAGGACUACCAAAUUAGUGUGGCUAUUGUUGGUUGUGGAUACUCUGGGGUUGAAUUAGCAGCAACAGUAGCAGAGCGCUUACAAAAUAAAGGAGUUGUGAGAGCUAUUAAUGUUGAAACAACUAUCUGCCCAACUGCCCCACCUGGCAAUAGGGAAGCUGCACUGAAAGUUCUUUCGUCCAGGAAGGUUGAACUUUUAUUGGGUUAUUUUGUCAACUGUAUUCGGAGGGCCAGUGAAUUGGAGUCUACAAAUACUCCGACAGAGGUGGAAAGUGUUGAAACAGUGCCGGGUUUUGAAAAGUAUAUACUGGAACUGCAACCUGCUGAAAGGGGAGUGCAGCGUAAAAUCAUUGAAGCAGAUUUGGUAUUGUGGACUGUUGGAUCCAAACCUCCUCUUCCUCAUCUGGAAUAUUCAGAUGUACCAUUUGUAAUUCCACUUAAUGCCAGGGGACAGGCGGAAACAGAUGAAACUCUUCGUGUUAAGGGUCACCCACGGAUAUUUGCUCUUGGUGACUCUUCGGCAUUAAGGGAUUCAACUGGAAGGAUCCUUCCAGCCACCGCACAGGUUGCAUUUCAACAAGCAGACUUUACUGGUUGGAAUCUUUGGGCUGCAAUCAAUGGGCGUCCGCUUUUGCCAUUUAGGUUUCAGAAUCUAGGUGAGAUGAUAACUUUGGGAAGAAGUGAUGCUGCUAUUACUCCGAGUUUUAUUGAGGGGUUAACUUUAGAAGGUCCUGUUGGCCAUACUGCUAGGAAAAUAGCUUAUUUGAUGAGGUUACCAACAGAUGAACAUAGGCUUAAAGUAGGGAUCAGCUGGCUUACAAAAUCCGCUGUUGAGUCAGUGUCUUUGCUACAAAGUACCUUAUCUAAGGUCCUUUCAGACUCCUCUGCUCGUUCAGAUUGAUGUAUAUGUAGCACGGCGUAGCAUUUUUAUGUAGAGACUAAGCCACAUUAGCAUUUAAAUGUUAUGGCCUUGUUUCUGGUAUCACAAAUGACCGUGCAAUAUGGGUAUCAUUGAUCCAACUUCAUGAGUACUAGAUCCAGUGCACCAAUUGUUCAAUUUAAGUUUUAGCCCUCAUAUAUUGUCAACAACUUUUAUCAUAGAUUUUGAUAUAUAAAAUUGUAAACCUACCAUUGCCUCAACUUAAAAGUUAACGUGUUUAUCUGUUUCA
Lathyrus oleraceus (garden pea) is the source of this 2100-nucleotide messenger RNA. RefSeq names its product alternative NAD(P)H-ubiquinone oxidoreductase C1, chloroplastic/mitochondrial. The record is from RefSeq and is a predicted model, not a curated record. Gene Ontology annotation, biological process: phylloquinone biosynthetic process; aerobic electron transport chain. The transcript is spliced from 11 exons. Gene Ontology annotation, molecular function: NAD(P)H dehydrogenase (quinone) activity. The coding region runs from base 165 to 1832 and encodes 555 amino acids. Lineage: Eukaryota; Viridiplantae; Streptophyta; Magnoliopsida; Fabales; Fabaceae. Gene Ontology annotation, cellular component: chloroplast.